CUCUGUCCCCGGCUCCCGGCCUGCGUAUUUCCUUCCCUGCCUGCGCGCUGCGCGUGCGGAGGGCGCGCGGGUUCCGGGACGCCGGGCGUGCAGCCUAGGGCUCGGCUCCGCAGCCUCUCCGGAGCGAGGAUGGGGGCUCAGCGGGUGCUUCUUCUAGUCAUAUAUUUACUGCCUGCGCUCCUGCUCUCAGAGGCCGCCAAAAUCCUGACUAUAUCCUCACUGGGUGGAAGCCAUAUUCUACUAAUGCAGCGGGUGUCUCAGAUUCUUCAGGAUCACGGUCAUAAUGUCACUGUGCUUUCUCAUAGAGGGAGAAGUCUAGCCUCAGAUUUAGAAAAAGAGGAACACUCAUUCCAGGUCAUCAGUUGGCAUUCAUCUGGAGAUCUUGAAAAUGAAGUAAGGAAACGUCUGGAUUUGUUUGUGACAGAAGCUUUGCACAACAGAAAAGAAUCUGAACACUUUGUAAAUUUAAUGGAAAUACUUGGGACUCGAUGCAGUUAUUUGCUAAGGAGACGUGAUAUCAUGGAUUCCUUAAAGAAUGAGAACUUCGACCUGAUAUUUGUUGACACCUUUGACUUAUGUUCAUUUCUAAUUGCUGAGAAACUUGGGAAGCUGUUUGUGUCCAUUCUUCCCACAGUAGUUAGCAGACUGGACUUUGGCCUGCCAAGCCCCUUGUCUUAUGUUCCAGUAUUCCAGUCUUUCCUAACUGACCGUAUGGACUUCUGGGGUAGAGUAAAGAAUUUCCUGAUGUCACUUGUUUUCUCUGUGGAGCAGUGGCAAAUACACUCUACCUUUGACAACACCAUCAAAGAGCAUUUCCAGGAAGGUUCUAGGCCAGUUUUAUCUCAUCUUCUAAAGAAAGCAGAGCUGUGGUUUGUCAAUUCUGACUUUGCCUUUGAAUUUGCUCGGCCUCUGUUUCCCAACACUGUGAAUGUUGGAGGCUUAAUGGUCAAACCUAUUAAACCAGUACCACAGGAACUUGAGAAUUUCAUUGCCAAAUUUGGAGACUCUGGUUUUGUCCUUGUGGCCUUGGGCUCCAUCGUGAGCAGAUAUCAGUCCCAGGAGAUUCUCAAGGAGAUGCAUACUGCCUUUGCUCGUCUCCCUCAAGGGGUGAUAUGGAAGUGUAAGCCUUCUCACUGGCCCAAAGAUGUCAAAUUGGCAGCAAACAUAAAAAUCAUGGACUGGCUUCCUCAGAACGACCUCUUGGCGCACCCUCGCAUCCGCCUUUUUGUCACUCAUGGUGGGAUGAAUAGUAUCAUGGAGGCCAUCCAGCAUGGCGUGCCCAUGGUGGGGAUUCCUGUCUUUGAAGACCAGGAUGAAAACCUGCUCCGAGUAGAAACCAGAAAGUUUGGUGUCUCUAUCAAGUUAGAGCAGAUGAAGGCUGAGACGUUGGCUCUGAAGAUGAAGCAAGUCAUGGAAGACAAGAGGUACAAAUCUGCCGCAGAGGCUGCCAGCAUCAUCGCACGCUCGCAGCCCCUGACCCCUGCCCAGCGGCUGGUGGGCUGGAUCGACCACAUCCUCCAGACAGGGGGUGCAGCCCACCUCAAGCCCUAUGCCUUCCAGCAGCCGUGGUAUGAGCAGUACCUACUGGACGUCCUCUUGUUCCUGCUGAUGGUCACCCUGGGCACUGUGUGGCUCUGUGGGAAGCUACUGGGCCUGGUGGCCAAGUGGCUGUGUGGGGCCAGGAAACUAAAGAAAGCCUGAGGCCAAGUGGAGCCUUGGAGAGGGUGUGCUGGGGAGCCACUGGUUCUUUGAAGUCUUCCCCCAGCACUGUACUUGCCUCCUCCCCUUCACUUUUACUUGAUGAUAGAACAUGCAUUUCCCCUACUUUUUGUCUCUGUUUAGAAAUCUUUCUGAAGAACUCUUGGGGUGCUUUUUAAAGGUACUGUGGUAAAGAAUACAUCACAGGCAAUUUACCAUUUUAACCAUUAAAUAGUAGUUCAGUGGCAUGAAGUACAUUCACUCAGCUGCGCAAACAUCAUUAUCCUCCAAUUCCAGAACUCUACUCAUCUUUCCAAACUAACAUUCCACACAGGUUAAAUGAUACCGCACCCCACCCCCGCCCCCGCCACCAGCUUUCCCUUAACCACCAUCAAGGUUCUAGCAGCCCAUGUCUACUUUUGUGUCUGAAUCUACACUUGAGUUUCUAGAUUGCCCCUGACCAAGGGACGCCUCUCCUCAGCCCAGCCUGCUCCCUGCUCCCUUGUGAUCCCGGCACAUGGUGCUCUGACGACUCCCUUGUCCAGGAGCCUUCUCAGGCUCUUUCCCCAUUUCUCUUUCACUUUUCAUAAAACUCACUCGAGCUGUUUGGUCAGUUCUUCCUUGUCAGCCUUCCUCUUGCGUUUCCUUUUCAUCUCACCUCACAGCUCAGGAAGCCUGGCCUCCGUCCUGCAGGUUAGCAGGGACACCCCUGUGAGGACUUGGUCCCCUCCUGCGCAGAGCACUUCCUUCACUCUUAGGCCUGGAGCCUGUCCUUUGGUCCACAGCUGAGGCCACCUGUUGCCCACGUUUCAAUGUUCCAUCCUCAAGAUCCCCACUUGAAUAAUUAGGGUUACGAAAACCUAAGUGGAGAAAUGGAACCUCCAUGCAAGGCUUAGGGCCUUAGGUCCAGGAGCUAUGGCUGGCCCAAACCUCUUGAUACAGGAAACAUUCCAUCUGCCAUCCCACCUAGCAAAGAACAUCCCUACAUGUGGUAAACCCUUAGGGAUGACAUUCAGUUCCUAGUAACAGAAGCUAGAAAAAGAGUGGCUUAAAUACUCCGGAGUUUUAAAGUGUUUUUUUUUAUUUCCUGGACACAGCCUGGAGACAGGUGGUGGAGGGCUGGGGUGUUGACUCAUCCUGCUGUCUGUAGCUUAAAAAAAAUUUUUUUUUGAACACCUGUCCUGUACUGUUCUUCUAAGUUGCCUCUCUGGUUUGUUGCUCUCAUGAAAUAUUUUACCUUUGGUGAUCCUGUCUUCCUGUUUGCUUUUGCAUUCUGAAAUGGAAUUAAAUUCCUCCUUAAAAGUUU
Messenger RNA from Capra hircus (goat), 3004 nucleotides. RefSeq names its product UDP-glucuronosyltransferase 3A1. Gene Ontology annotation, molecular function: UDP-glycosyltransferase activity. The record is from RefSeq and is a predicted model, not a curated record. Bases 130 to 1701 code for a protein of 523 amino acids. The transcript has 7 exons. Lineage: Eukaryota; Metazoa; Chordata; Mammalia; Artiodactyla; Bovidae.